GAAGUAAAGUAGAGCUCCAGUGCAUAGAGACAAUACACGCACUGACAAUCGAUGCGCCCGAAGAAGGAAAAAAAGUCAUUACAAUCCCCAAUUAUACAGGCUAUGUUGAGGGGAGACAUUUGGACACCGGGAUUUUUUCUGGACUCGGAUGUGAAGGAGUUUGCUUUUUGUCCACAUCUAUGUAGGACGUGGCGUCUGCGAAUGCACUGAACAGCCUAAACUAGGAAUGGUGUUUCCUCCUGAAGGCUUAUUCUACAUCGAAAUGGAUCAAGCGCCACCAGCUCUCCCUCCCAGGUCAUCAAAGCCUUUGUCUUCCACCAUGAACAACAACUGCCCCUCAACGCCUGAAUGUUCACUACAGGAUGCUGAAUGGUACUGGGGAGACGUCACCAGGGAUGAGGUCAAUGAGAAGCUCCGUGACACACCUGAUGGCUCCUUUUUAGUGCGUGACGCAUCCACAAAGCUGCAAGGAGACUUUACGCUGACCCUGAGGAAAGAUGGGCACAACCGGCUGAUCAAAAUUUACCACCACGAUGGGAAAUACGGCUUCUCUGACCCCCUGACAUUCACUUCGGUGGUGGAGCUAAUCUUGUACUAUCAGCACCAUCCGCUCGUAGAAUAUAACGCCACACUGGAUCUGAUGCUCACCCAUCCUGUGUCCCGCUUCCAGCAGGUGAAAGAAGACAAUGUUGAUGUCGCUGGACGAAAGCUGAAGGAGGUUCACUGUCAGUACGAAGAGAAGUCGAGGGAGUUUGACUGUCUUUACAAAGCCUUCACAAAGACCUCACAGGAAAUACAAAUGAAGAGAACGGCGAUUGAGGCAUUUAACGAGACAAUGCUCAUCUUCGAGGAGCAGUGUCGUGAACAGGAGCGCUACGGAGAGGAGUUUGAAAUGAACAAUCUGUUUGAGGGAGCCGACACAGAUCUGGAGAGCUUCCUGAUAAAUUAUGAUAAGCUGAAGUGUCGUCUUGGGGAGAUCUACGACAGUAAAAUCCAUCUGGAGGAAGACUUGAGAACGCAGGUGGAGGACUACAGAGAGACAGACAGGAAGAUAAACAGCCUGCGACCUGAUCUCAUCCAGCUACGCAACAUCAGAGACCAGUACCUGAACUGGCUUAAUCACAAAGGUGUGCGGCAGAAACGCAUCAAUGACUGGUUGGGGAUACAGAGUGACAGCCUCGAUGACACAUAUGUCCUGAAAGGGGAUGAGAAGAAUUUGCCGCAUCAGGAUGAGACGAGUUGGUUUGUUGGAGAAAUGAGUCGGACGCAGGCUGAGGAGAUGCUUGAAGGUAAAGCUCCUGGAACGUUCCUCAUCCGCGAAAGCAGCAAACAGGGAUGCUACGCCUGCUCUGUUGUUGUGAAUAAAGAAGUGAAGCAUUGCAUGAUCUACAGCACACCACAUGGAUAUGGCUUUGCUGAGCCCUAUGACGUCCACUGCUCACUGAAAGACCUUGUCCUGCACUAUCGCCUGCACUCUUUAGCGCAACACAAUGACGCCCUGGAUGUUCGGCUGUCACAUCCAGUGCACGCCAAAGCUGCAUCCUCACCUUCUCAACGUGCAGAGGAACACAAACUCUUACAAACUCCAAAACACACAGCCGGACUCCCGCCUGCAGCUCCAGAAAUGUAAUCCAGCCGAGAGACAAAAGGACAUGUUUACUGUAUCCUGCGAAAACGACUGCAUCGAGGUGCAUAGUGUAACAUUUUGCACUACAGCGAUUCCAUCGUUUUUUUUUUUUGUUUUUUUUUUGUUUUUUGUGAAUGAGAUUUCACAGAAUUGAAGUGGGACCGGACUUGAAUGUCAGCUUGAACUUUGUUUGUUUGUUUUCAAAAGAGACUGUUUAAGCUUUCAAAAAAAAUUGUACUUCAUUUAUUGCUGUUUUGUUUAGUGGACACUUUCUUUGGGGAUGUUGACAACCAGAAAAUUGCUCACUAAUGUCAGGUGCUGCACCUUUGUUUGACUUCAGCUUUUACAAGUUGACUUACUGUUGCUAGAGAUGUCCUUUUACCUAGUUAAAAUUAAUACAGCUAUUAAAAUUUGAUGGAUAUGAUGGAUAUAUACUAGGUUACUACUACUUACUGCAUUCGUGAGGGGAGGUAAAUGGUGCUGUACACAGGCUGAUUCCAUCAUGGUGGACCAAACCGUUCUUGGCUAAAUCCCAGGUGUGAAUAUGUGAAAGUCUGUGGAACACCUUGACAAUUUUCCCCUUUCCUAAUAAGUAAAUAUUCAUAUACAGUGGAUACGUAUGUAGCAUUAACAUCCUGUAGAAUACCAUUGUAAGAGUAUAUUCAAUGUUAUACCCAUCGACCAAAGCACUUAAUAGUGAGCAAAUCUACAUCCCUGUUUUGUCCGAUAAACGCAUUUGGGCAAGGGGAGGGCAAUUCAUGUACACCUGCUGAUGUGCUGAUCAAAACAUAAUCUGAAGUACUGUAUGUUAUAUUCUGUUACUCAAAGAAGUAUAAGCUUUUUGUAUUCUAUAUAUAUUUUUUCUAUAAACAUGCCACAAAAUGAAAGCUUGAAGAAAGUGCAAUCCAACAGUAUUUCUAUUGUUGCAAUGUAUGACGACGAUGAUGAUGGUGGUGAAGGUAAUGCUGUUAUGAGAGGUUGACAUUUGCCACAAAAAUGCACUCUCUUUGGUGGUGUCAGUGUGAUGUGGCCUCCGAUGUUUGUGUGAACUGCCAGAGGUCCGGAUGUAUCCUGCCUCCAUUACUUGAACUGUGGCAUUGCUCAAGCUAUGAAUGUUUUUCAUGACAUGCAGCCUACAUAGCUUAAGAGGAAAGGAAUCCAUGUUGAACUUGGCACAUUUUUCAAGUUUGAGGACAAUAGAUACUCUGUACAGAGAAACUGUAAAAUGUAUUUCCGAAGUUGGUUUAUGAAAGGAGGGUGAUUAAGCCUCUUAUAAAAAUAUAACUCCACUGGGGGACUGAGGAAACUCCUCGGGUGAAGCUAAGCAAUGUGAGAUCCUGACCUUUUUCUUGCUGAAAGACAAUAAACUGAUGAGGGUUUUGUCAA
Molecule: messenger RNA, 3013 nt
Organism: Solea solea (common sole)
Lineage: Eukaryota; Metazoa; Chordata; Actinopteri; Pleuronectiformes; Soleidae
Product: phosphatidylinositol 3-kinase regulatory subunit gamma-like
Exons: 11
Coding region: 227-1630 (467 amino acids)
Biological process (GO): insulin receptor signaling pathway; phosphatidylinositol phosphate biosynthetic process
Cellular component (GO): phosphatidylinositol 3-kinase complex
Molecular function (GO): 1-phosphatidylinositol-3-kinase regulator activity
Source: RefSeq, a predicted model, not a curated record